Messenger RNA from Merops nubicus (carmine bee-eater), 814 nucleotides. Its product is annotated as ubiquitin thioesterase ZRANB1-like. The annotation marks the transcript as partial. Gene Ontology annotation, molecular function: cysteine-type deubiquitinase activity; K63-linked polyubiquitin modification-dependent protein binding. NCBI's taxonomy places the organism in Eukaryota, Metazoa, Chordata, Aves, Coraciiformes, Meropidae. The transcript has a single exon. Gene Ontology annotation, biological process: protein K29-linked deubiquitination; protein K33-linked deubiquitination; protein deubiquitination involved in ubiquitin-dependent protein catabolic process. Gene Ontology annotation, cellular component: nucleus; cytoplasm. The record is from RefSeq and is a predicted model, not a curated record.
AUGACAGAGCGGGGAGGGAAAUGGGCUUGUGAGUAUUGCACCUACGAGAACUGGCCCUCUGCCAUCAAGUGCACCAUGUGUCGUGCCCAGAGGCCCAGCGGGACCAUCAUCACCGAGGAGCCCUUCAAGAGCGGCUCCGGCGACAUCGGCAGAGACUGGGACCCUGCGAGCACCGAAGGAGGGAGCAGUCCUUUGAUCUGUCCAGAUUCCAGUGCGAGACCAAGGGUGAAGUCCUCUUACAGUAUGGAAAGUGCAAAUAAAUGGUCGUGCCACAUGUGCACGUACUUGAACUGGCCCCGGGCCAUCCGGUGUACGCAGUGCUUGUCCCAGCGCAGGACCAGGAGUCCCACGGAGUCUCCUCAGUCUUCAGGGUCUGGGUCGAGACCGGUCCCUUUUUCUGUUGAUCCGUGUGAGGAGUAUAAUGACAGAAACAAACUGAACACGAGGGCUCAGCACUGGACUUGUUCCGUUUGUACGUACGAAAACUGGGCGAAGGCCAGGAAAUGUGUCGUGUGUGAUCAUCCCAGACCUAACAACAUAGAAGCAAUAGAACUGGCAGACACGGAGGAGGCUUCUUCCAUCAUAAACGAGCAAGACAGAGCUCGAUGGAGGGGGAGCUGUAGUGGUGGUAAUAGCCAAAGAAGAUCUCCACCUACAACCAAACGGGAAUCCGAUGUGAAAAUGGACUUCCAAAGAAUUGAACUGGCUGGAGCUGUUGGCAGCAAGGAAGAACUUGAAGUUGACUUCAAAAAGCUAAAGCAGAUAAAAAAUAGAAUGAAAAAGACAGACUGGCUGUUCCUAAACGCUUGCGUUG